GUUAACAUUAGAUACCAAGUGCACUUUAUUGACGUGUGUAAAGCGUUCGAGGCUGUGUUUGUGAAUGCGGUUUAAUGUUAUUGUGGGGUCCAGAUGUACCAAGGAACAUGAGACAAGAUUUGAUCCUGUGGGGAGAUGGUGCAACUUUAAAAAAACAAAAACAUAUUCGUUUCAGGUCGCUGGUGUUGACAUUAGAUUUGGAUCAUGUUGGAGGAAGGUCCUCAUUAGUCAGCUCAAACGCGCCUCGUGUGGAGUCGGCGCGUGAAGUCGAACGUGUGCCUGCGCGCGCGCCAGUCGGUCUGUGCUAAGAUGACGUGAGCGCGCACGAGAAACCCAAAAAAAAAAAAAAAACGGUGGGCGUGUCAAAAAAAAAAGAAAAGAAGGCGAGCCGUGCGUUUCCUGUCGAAAUGAGCACGUGCUUCCGCGAGAGGUCCCUCUGUCAAGUCGGUGCGCGUUGUUGUCGCGUGCGUGUUACCCUUUAAAUUGCACCCGCACUGCGAGGCUCUCACGGUGUUCAGGUUUGUCUUUUUGGUUUGAUUGAUUGAUUGAUUGAUUGAUUUUCCUUCCGGGUGCGUUUGUGUAUAACAACACCGUCGUCGUCGUCCACCGGAACCUGCGCUCGUAUCAUGACGCUGGAGGCGAUCCGGUACCGGGCCGGGUCUCUGCAGAUCCUCAACCAGCUGCUGCUGCCGCGGGAGAGCGUGUAUGAGGAGAUCCACACCGUGCAGGACGGAUAUGAGGCCAUCAGGAACAUGAAGGUGCGCGGCGCCCCUGCCAUCGCCAUUGUGGGCUGCCUGAGCCUGGCGGUGGAGCUUCGCGCGGGUGCCGGAGGCGAUGACCCUGUGUCGUUCAUCAGGGAGUCUCUGUGUCACCUGACCUCGGCGCGGCCCACCGCCGUCAAUAUGGGGCGAGCGGCGCGAGAGCUGAUGGAGUUCACCGAGAACGAGAGCAUGGAGAAGGCCGGAGAGCAGCUCAGAGAAUGUGUAAUUGUUUGGAUUGAGAAGAUGCUGGAACGAGAUGUGAAUGAUAACCGCAAGAUUGGUAACUAUGGCGCCCAGCACAUCCUGUCCGGUGUGCCAAGAGACUCCGUCACCGUCCUCACACACUGCAACACGGGCAGCCUGGCCACCGCUGGAUACGGCACCGCACUCGGUGUGGUGCGGUCGCUGCACGCUCUGGGACGUCUGAAGCGAGUGUUUUGUACAGAGACGAGGCCGUAUAACCAGGGCGCCAGACUCACAGCGUACGAGGCCGUGGCCGAGGGCUUCCCCGCUACACUCAUCACAGACAGCAUGGCCGCUCUCACCAUGAGGGAGAAAGGCAUCGCAGCCGUCGUCGUCGGCGCAGACCGAGUCGUCGCUAACGGUGACACGGCAAACAAAGUGGGCACGUACCAGCUGGCUAUUGCUGCAAAGCAUCAUGGGAUACCGUUCUACGUGGCAGCCCCGAGUACAUCAUGUGACCUGAGUCUGGAGACUGGGAGAGACAUCGUGAUCGAGGAGAGACCGGCGGAGGAGCUCACCAGCAUCAAUGGGGUCCCGGUCGCUGCUCCAGGUAUCGACGUGUGGAACCCGGCGUUCGAUGUCACUCCUCAUCAGCUGAUCACGGGCGGGAUCAUCACCGAGCUCGGUGUGUUUCUGCCGUCUGAGCUGCAGGCCGCUCUCACCGGCCGCCUCACCGCGCUGUAGAGUCCACAUCGCCCCCUGCAGUGCACAGUGUGUUACUGCACCUUCAUUAACGCCCUUCAGCUCACACCCUCAUUCCCAUUUCUUCACACAAGGGGGGGGGAUCUCACCUAGGUUAAAAAUACCCCCUCACACACACGCACACACACGCACACGCGCACACACACACACACACACAGGCAGGUAGAGUGACGUGAAAAUUACAACACAUACAUUUUCGCAGUUGUACAUCAACCUGUAAAUCACACUCGCACCUACACACAGGCACAUCACCAAACACACACACGCGCACACACACACUCUACGCUGUUUGUGUGUGUGUGAAAGAGAGAGAGAUUAUGCUGUAAAUGCCGUUCCUUUUCCCCAUACUUGCUCAGCUCCAGUCCUUACUGAUCAGUGUGACACGGAGCGCGGCUUUCCCGAAGGCCAACGUGUUUUCUAAUAAACGUUUUGAGAAAUCACAACCUAAACUUAUUUCAGUUCGGCUUUCGUCUUAAAUCGUUAAUUAACAGAUUAGCGUAGAAUCCGAUUUUUAGCUCCGUAAAAUAAGGGCUACAUAGUGUAGUACGUGUGUACAAGCCUGGCAGCUGAAGGCAAAGACCUUUUGGCUCAUCAGUUAGAUAUUAAAAUGUUAAAUUAACAUUUCUUUCUUUUUUUUUUUUUUUCUUUUUUUUUUUUUUUUUUUUUUAGAUACAGCGGUACCUCGGCAUACAGAUUUAAUCUGUUCCAGAGGCGAGUUCUUGAAGCGAAAUUUCAUUAUUGCAAUCAGAAAUGGUAAAUGCAGAUAAUCAGUUCCAGCCUCCCAAAAAUAUUAUCAAUAUUACAGAAGUCCAACACUAUAAUCAUAUUUUUUGCAUAUAAAAACAAGCAAAACAUUUAGAAAAGACAUGUAAAUGAAGUAAAAUAUGAAAUAAAUAGACAUUAAACUUCACUUAACCUUAGUUUAUGAUUCCUUUCGACUGCUUUAGAAACUAAACUGAAAGUGACUCCGUUUUCUUCUUGCUACCGUCCUUGAUAACAUUCUUGGGACCCAUGCUGCAGUCUUCACUAAUUCUUACACAAAAUGCAAAAAAAAACAUAAACUCUUUGUUUGACCUUCCACUGACGCAAACGAACAAUUUCCAAAAGCCUCCCGGACAUAUGCGCGACUUUGCCGCUGUCCGGUUCGGUUCGGUCGCUCGUAUGCUUUCUUGAGGCAAAACUUUUGUUCUUGAGGCGAAAAUUGUUAAGGCUGGACAAAGGCUGAGGUACCUCUGUGUAUAAAAACACAUACACAUGUACAGUAUGUAUAGUAGUUCUUACUUCGUUUAAUCCACCCUAAGCCUGAAAUCAACAUUAAUAUAAUGAUCAAUGAUAAAGUAAAGUGGCUGCUGAUCGCAUUGGUGUUGCACUCGACCGAAAACACAGUACCAGUCAAAAGUCUGGACACAGAGGGUUUUGUUUUUCAUUCCAGAACAGUACUGGUACACAAAGAAGGUUAUUGUGUAUUUUAUGGAUGGACACCUUCAGUAUUAUUUUAUAAUGUAGAAAGAAAUCAAAAUUAUGGAAGACCAUGGAGUUAGAAGGUGAGUCCACACUUUUGACUGGUAGUGUAAAAAAAAAAAAAAAAAACAAACAAAAAAACCUCAUUGGGCGUGUCCUAAAACCUGACACCCAUCAAUCAUUCUCUAGCAGUGUUAUGGUUUCGGCAUCAAGGCUGACACAAAACAUGAACUUGUUCAGGAACUGCCGUCGUUCUCGGUUCCUCAAAGAGCCAGGAUCCACAGAGCCUCGUUUUCUACCCAGCGUGUAACUGAUAUAUUAGCACUAAUAGGAAAAUGUGCUUUUUUCUUUUCUUUUCUUUUUGGAAAGGAUGGAAUUCUGUCUCAAGACAAAACUGAUUAUCACUAUGUUUGUUGUGUUGAAACAGUUUUCAAACCUUGUUACAAUAAAAUUAACUGAAAAAAUAUUUAGGAAAUAUUUUUUUUUGAAAAAGAUAAAACAUGUUAGUCCUCAACACAAUAAGACGGUUAAUGUGUGUUAACAGAACAAUGAAUUAGGGAAUAUACAGUAGGACCCUGCGAACAUGGGUGCGCUUAACGACGCGUUAAAACACUUUCUUCUUUGCCUGUCGGCAAAUAUUAAACAUCACCUUACGUUGCCCGUGAAUAAAUUCUUAACGCAUAACAGAGAUUACCCAGAAUGCCAUUGUAGGGAUUAAUUUUGUAACCUGUAAUAUUUUUGAACUAGUAUUGCUAGCAUAAUAAUGUAAAGUAGACCUACUGUGGCUUCUAACGGUCACGCUAACACGGUUAUACUAUAUAAGACGAGCCGAUUUUUAAGAUGGUUAAACCGUACCUAAAUGGACAAAUAGCUAGCGGUAGUCAUAGCUGGAGUGACUAAACGGUGCUAUGGAGCUAGACGUUACACUAUACCUCACUAGAUUACCCAGAAUCCUUUGUUCCUGCAGCUUCUAAUUGUGUUUUUGUUAAAGUGCUACGUAAAGUCUCAUUUAAAAAAACGGUGUACGUGCUAAUGUUCGAGGAAUCUCACAGUCCAGUCAGUGUGUACAGAACAAGAAUGAAGCUAAUGUUGUAUGACUAGCAUGCACCUAUACAUGGUUAAGGUACAUGUGGACGCAGAGUGAUGGUGAAAAUCUGACGAAUCAAUUGAGAAUAUCAACAUUUACCUCAGAUCUGGUGAGAACUGACUAAGAAAACCCUUCAUGUCACUAAUAAAUAUAUUUAGCUUUGGUGGCUAACCAGAGCACUACUUAUUUUGACGUAUUAAAGGGGAAAAAGAUCAACGAUUUGGAAUAUAAAUUGUGCAAUUUGGGACUAAAUACAGUCGUGUUGAAGUUAGUGCUCUCUCUUUACAACCUUAGACAAACAACAUAUAUAUUUUUUUACCGUGCCGUCAUUUAUUUAACAAAAAAUAAGCCAAAAAUGAAUAAAUCGUGUGCAAUACUACAUACCCCUCACUCCCUCACCACACUUCAAUAGCUUGUACAUCCAACUUUAGCAGCAAGAAGCUGAAGUAAUCACUUCCUGUAUGACUCGCACAUUGUUUUGGUCCACUGUUCUUUAUAAAAACGCUUCAGUUCGUUGCGAAACUGUCAAAACUUCUGCCUUUACAGAGGUCUGCACACCUGCUGAUGAUCAAUAAAUAAAGAGCUGAUUAAGGAUCAGUAGCAACUGCAACUUACCCUCCUAAAUCCUGUAAAAGCAGUAAGGGCGUUCUGGGUCCAAACACCUUUUUUUUUUUUUUUCUAUUUGUAUUUUUUGGUUUAUUUUUGGUUAAAUACUGCCACGGUAAAAAGAGUUAUGUUGUUCCUGUGGUUACAUUUGCGUCACAAUAAGACCUGCUACAAUCGGGUGAUUUGUUUUUACAUACACAAAAAAAUGUAAUUAAAAGAGGAUCCACUAACUUUUACACUACAAUUACAACCUUUAAAAAGAGCAAACAUUACGAGGUGAUUAGCAUGAGGUAAUCCGUUCAAAUUGAGGAAAUUGAAAUGAAUUUAAGUAUUUAGUGAACGUAAGAGAUGUUAAAAGUUAUUUCCUUUGCCAAUAAAUGUGGUCAUGCUAGCUCGCAACA
This is a messenger RNA of Clarias gariepinus (North African catfish), 5261 nucleotides long. It is a transcript of the gene mri1, whose product is annotated as methylthioribose-1-phosphate isomerase 1. Gene Ontology annotation, molecular function: S-methyl-5-thioribose-1-phosphate isomerase activity. The record is from RefSeq and is a predicted model, not a curated record. The transcript has 6 exons. Lineage: Eukaryota; Metazoa; Chordata; Actinopteri; Siluriformes; Clariidae. Bases 627 to 1688 code for a protein of 353 amino acids.